GAGGUAUUACAGGUUAUUAAUAUACUUGUAACAUACAAGAUAAACUCUGUGUAGAACAUCAGAUUUCACUGUAUGCUGUGAAGACUGUUAUCUUUCUGCCACUGAAGUGCCUGUGAAUGAUCGACUGCUUAGUUCUGGUUGUAAUCUUGUGCUGGGUUUAUUUCAUUGUUUGUUUGUUUUUUGCUGUAGGAGACAUGUAUAUUGCUACCUAGAGAGUGCUUUGUAUUGAAAUUUGGGGCAGUUCGAUCUCCAGCAGUUUGGUAAGUUUCCAUGCAGAAUGUCUACGUAACAGAAUCCCCAUCUUUCUAAUGUCCGUAUUGUUCUUAUUUUUCCCCUUCUAUUCUUAGUUUAUCCCUUGUCCCUGCUCCUUUUCAAUUUCCAUGGUAACAGGUAUUUGGGUGCAAAAAAAACCAAAUAGUGCAUGUUCGAUUUCACCUUCUGUUCUCACUUUACGGAUGUUGUAUAUUUUGCAGGAUCCUUAUUUCUCCACGAAUCAGAUAAUACGAGUGAUAUGACCUUAAGAUAUUUUUCCAUGUUCUCACUAUGCUUCGAUUCAGCAUGUUAACUAUUUGUUUAUUUUAUACUUGACAAUUCUUGUUAUCGUCUGUUUAUUAAAUGUGCCACAAUUGUGCUUGUCUCAGAGAGGUUUUGUUGGACUGAAGUUUGGAUAAUGUUGUGUUUUUAUGUCCUGACUCCAUGAUCAGGUCUAAGUAUUAGUUCUGUGAGCCUUUAUACAUUAGGCAAUCUAUAACUCAACAAGCGAUAUUGCUGAGUAAAUAUGGUUGAGAUCAGUUCUUUAUGGCUGUGUUCUAUAAAACUAUUUAAAUAUUUUUGUUCAAACGUUUUGUAAGGGACACUGCACUGCCCAAAUACAAAAUGUAAAAUCACUAUUUAGUAGACAUACCACCAAUGAAAACAUGCAUACAUCUUAUUAUUCAAUUUAUUUUUUAUUAGAGGUGUAUCUAAAAACAGCUUUCAAUAGCUGCACAUCUCUUGACCGCAGCCUUUUCUAGCCCUGUUCUGUUUUAACACCUCCCAGACAUUCUGUGGCUGUCCAAUCACAGAUUUCCCAAUGCAGCUCAAUGAGAAGUUUUUACAAGGCAGGUGCUCUGGGCAAGUGAUGUCUCUUCAGUUUAGUUAAACCAACCAGGAAAUAAUAUGAUCGGUUUUGUGAUUAAUAGCCAGUGUAUCAGACAAAGUUAAUUUAGAAAAGUGGCAAAUUGUAUUGAAUUCCCUCAAUGCACUCUGGAAUUUACCUUUAAAUUUGUAAGCUGUACGUGCUGUAAAUAACUGCUGUUUUUUUCUUUAAGAAUAAAAUGGAUCGCAAGAGUCUGGCGCAAGAGGUGCGUCGAUGGGCAAUAGAGGAGAUGGGCCUUUCAGCGCAGAAGGCACCAAGCGAGGAGAUGCUGCAGAGGUGAGUAGAAGUGGUUUGUGUUGUGUGAGCGUUGUUCACAGCUAUUUUGUAAUUCUAUGUUCUACAUUAUUGUUUCAGACUCUUCAUUGGGCAGUGUGCAGACAUAUGGAAGUACAUUAUACGUCACGUCUUCAGCCAAGGGUGAGCUUACCUUCGGCGCCAUAGACAAGCGCCUUAAUCUGAGAUCUAAACAAUGUAUCUUCUUCCAGGUUAUUCAUCACUUUACCAGGCAUUUAAUCAUCGCAUAUUUAUUUAUCGUUUAUAGUUAUCUGCUGUAAGACUUCAUCAAUGUAUGUGAGCUUUCUGGCCGUGAGAGAGCGGUGUGCAUGUUUUAUAUGUGAAAAAUUUCCAAAGUAAAAAUUCUGUUGCAUUUAUGCAUAACAAAGAACAAAACUACAAUCUUUCCAUGAAUGUAACCGUUUUAAUAUAUGAAAUGUAAUGAUGCUUUGUGGGUUGCACAGUGCAUUCCCCCUUAUCUUAAAAAUGUUUGAAAUAUAUAAUAAUGCAUACCAGACUCUGCUAAGGGAUUUUAUUUAUUUUUUUUAAAUGAAAUUUCUUGUUUUGUUUAAAUUUAGGACGGUGAAGAAAAUAGAGGGGAAUCUGUUGUGGUAUCCUUUGAUCAACUGCUAAUGGUCUUCUGGCAUCCAUUUCACAUAGAUAAACUCUUGUUGUUUUAAAACUGGGGCUAUUGUGUAUUUUUCAUUGUCCUCCCUAACCCCACAAAGGUCUGUACCCUAGGAUUAUAUCUGUUCUCUAUUGCUGGAAUUCCCAGCACAUUGUGGAGCAAUCAAAUAAAAAAAAGAUGGUGUUUAAAAUAAAAUCUAUAAUGUUCUUAAAUAGUGGCUUGCGUGAAAUAACCUGGCUGUAAGAUGGGGGGGGAGGAUUUAUUUACAUUUAAAAUCCGAAGUAAACUUAAUAAAUGAAAGUAACCCAAUAUUUAGAUAUAUCCUGCUACAUUCCGAUGCAUGUUCCUCAAUCAAUAACCGUCUGCUCUUUGUGACAUCAUCUGUUGCGUCCUUAUGUGGACGUGUCUACUGCGUGUGUCCUCUUUCAUUCCGGUCAGUACCAGGGCACCAGAGAAUUCAAAAUGACACACCUACUAGACAUGCCCACAUAAUUGUCACUAGCAUUUAUUAAUAUUUUUAUAUUGGGUGGGGGGAGAUGGAGAUUGAAAGAAAUUUCUUUAAUUUUUGGUCUGCUUUUCCCCCACAAAACAAAAUAAGUAGAUCUGUUGAUGAAGUGAAUUGGGGGAAAACUAGGGCCAAGAAGAUUUGAGAUGACUUGAGUCUGCAAUUGACUUUCCAGGUGUGGGGUACAUGUUCCUGUAUUAGAUGGCAUUGCUUUGUAUGACUUCUCCAGUGUUAAAUAACCCUCCACUUGUCCUAGUCAGUGUCCAGCCAUCUCUUCCUUAACUCUGAGCGCAGGUACCAGCAGCUGCAACAAUCAGAGGUAAGUGGUCUUUUGUUUUUGUCCCCCGCACCCACCCCUUUAUUCUUUCUGCUUGUUUACCAUUAAAGGGGUCUUGUGGUUUAGGAUAUCUGAACCCAAGGGGUGUCUGCUUGCAUGAAGUAAGUGUGUACGGCUUGAUGUUUUGUUUUCUCCAUGAAUUGGUGUGAUGGCACAGUGUGGGCUUUUCUUUCUGUAGAUAGGACCAGGUUAGUAAUAAUUAAGUGGUGGGAACACCAUCCUGUGACUGUGUGGUUAUGUUGUCUCUGAGAUUUUUGCAAAGUGGCAAUUUGUGUCAUCAAUGGAAGAGAACUGUGUUAGCGUUUUACCUGCAUUGCUUGGUGGUACUAGCGGGUCUUGCUGUGAGUGCUAGGGGUGGCUGUUGAUAUUGCUGUGCACUCUGUAUAAUGGGUAGUUUCACCUCCUUCACUGGGAGAUUGACCCUGUUUUUAUUUUUUCCUGUUUAAAGACACAGAGAUCGGCAGAGGAGGAGCAGCGUCAGCGCAGGAAGCAGCUUUGCCAGCAGAUACUGGAUCUUCGCUCAGAGCUGCAACAUCUGCAGGAGCAAAUUCGCUGCUCAGAGCAGGAGAUCGCCUGCUGCAGUGAGCACAUUCUUGUUUCGGGGCAGAGUCAUAAUAAAUAAUAUAAGUUCUAGAAGGUUUUUUUUUUUUUUUUUUAAAGGGCCAUUGUAGGCACUGUAACUGCUUAUCUUAAUGUAGUGGUUGUUUCUGCAGUGAUAUUUUACUAUUUGUUUGGUUCAGAGUUAUGCUGUUAUCAAUGGUUUAAUGAUGAAUAAAAGUCUCCAUCACCUAUCCCCGCUUUGCUGGGAUAAUGAGGCAGCAAUGGGCAUCUGUGAUUGGAAGAGAGUGUCAGCUGACUUCCUUUCAGCCUAUCACAGUACCCAUUGCUGGUAAAAAUUGGUAUGACAAAGGAAUUGUUUAAUCUCUGCUUUAUCAAGUGGGGCAGAGUUAUGGGAAGUGUUAAACUGUUCGAAACUAAUUUAGCACUGAAUGGAGGGACAGCUCCAGGGGACUCCAGGCACAAUCACCAUUUAAAUGAGAAAAAAUGGUUAAAGUGCCUACAGUGUUCCUUUAAACUCCAAAUGUCAUGGCACUUUGCAGGAGAUUAAAAUGUUUAUUUAUUUUUUCAGAUUUGAGUAGUGAGCGUUCCCAGGAUAUUUGUCGCCGGGCAAUGCUGCUACACGCUUUCAAAGAAAAGAAAGACAUUGAAAUCGACUUCUUUAACAGCAGCUUUUUCCCAUUACUAGUCCGCAAUACGCACCUGCAGAACGUCAGCCGGUGAGAAAACCACCCAAUAUAACUAGCUGUAACCUGACAUGUUUUCCACUUUAAAGGGACAUGCAUCACUUUGAGAAAACUUUCAAAAGCUGCAGGCUAAACAAAAAAAGCAGACAAAUAUAUUUACCUGCUUCUUCUUUCUUAUGUUUUCCACACCCACUCCGGGGGGACUGACCAGUCAGUGUCCUAUCCCUAGGAAUGCUGUAUAAGUGCAAUGGGCAUGGCUGACAGAUUUACACAUGUGCAGUUGGGAGAUUUCUUCACCUUCUAACAUCCUGACAGAGGGAGAAGAGAAUGGCGUUUGAUCAGCGUGAUCAUGCAGAGCAGGUUCUGGUGUUGGUUUCUGUCUCCUGCUGCUGCACAAUGAUCACCUGUUUCUGUCAUUAGUGGGCUGGGAUGGGGAUAAGCAGAAGGAAAGGUGUAGAGCAGGGACAGGCAACCUUCAGCACUCCAAAUGUUGUGGACUACAUCCCCAUAAUGCUGGCAAAGCAACAUGGAAGGUGAAGUCCAAAACAUCCAGAGUGCCGAAGGUUGCCUAUGCCUGGUCUAGAGCAAAGAAACGUCCUUGAUAAGAGGCGUGCCCAAUAAGUUGGUUCCAAGACAACUUGUCACAGACUUUUCAAAUACUUUAAAGACACAGUGAAAAAAGAUAGCGGGUCUUUUAAGACAUGAGCCACACGAUAAAAAGUGUAAAAGGCCGAAUUCUUCAUCACAUUCAGACCUCUCCUCCGGAGAAUGUUCCAGCUCUUCUUUCUCAGAACGCUGUAGCCUAGAGUCCAGUGUGGACAAAGGUUUUCCGGCACAGGAAUUAGAGGUUUAUUAAGGAAGUGUCUGCUGUGGUUCAGGAUGUGGAACCCUCAAGCAGUAAAGUGAAUGUUUUCCCACAGAUCCCAGAGUUCUGGAAAAACACAGAGAGACAAGCUUUUAUUUCCAAACUUUUUUAAACAAAUCUUCAGGCUACAGACCGAAGAUAGAUGGGAAGAUCUCCCUGAGGUGGAUAUACAGGUGACAGUUGCCCAAGAAAACGACUAUUCCUAUAGAAGUUUCGGAUCUAAAAGAACCCACGGACAAGUGUGCAGAGAUUUCCUGUACAUGGGCAUACCAGGUGGCUGGCUACCAAUGCAAAACGGCUAUUGCAGGGGCAGCGGUAGUUGAAGCUCAAAAUCUCUGGCUCCAGUCCUUAGAUUUGAUUGUGGAUAAUACAAAUAAGGACCUGUCUCAUUUAUUCGACCAUAUGCGGUUCUCAAAUGAUUUUUUUUGCAGUCUAUGACUGCAGAGAUGUUAAACCUGUCAGCCCGCAUCAUGGCUUUAUCUUCAGUAGCCCGCAGGGCUUUAUGGCUGAGAACAUGGACGGCAGACACGGCUUCAAUAGCUGUUUUAUGUGAACUGCCUUUUGAGAGGAAUAAAUUAUUUGGUUCCCAACUCAUAAAGCAGAUCGCGGACACCAAAAAAGCUCUCCCACAAGAUCACAGGGUGUCUGGAGAUAACAGAUGCAGAAGAUUUUAAAAAACCGAGGUCAGAGGCCUUUUUCGUGGCCAAGACAACUACAGGAAAUUUUGUAGACCUUUCAGAGCGGUCAAAAGAGAGUUCUUCUACAAACAAGAUGAGAAAAAGAGAUCUUUAUGCCAGAAGAGUAGGGGAUCAGCUCAGAUUCUUCAUUCCUCACUGGCAAGAAACAACUUCAAAUCAGUGGAUAUUGAAGACCAUGGAGGAGGGUUACAGAAUAAAAUUCUCCAAAGAUCCUGUCCCGGAAUUUCUGGUAUCAACUUGCCAGUCAAAAGAAAAAUCAGCAAGUCUGACCCUACCAGUAGAGAAACAAAAAAGAAUCAGGAAGGAAGUUACCAUACUACAGAAGACAUUCAUGCUCCAUAAGAGAGGCUAUGAGCGUUUUUAGGCCUUCUUACCUCUACCAUUCCCGCUGUGCAAUGGGCAAGUUACAAAAUCAGACCCUUACAGUGGACAUGGUCGAAAAGGGAGAAAGAUUUAGAUUCAGCAAUCAGUCCAUCAUCCAGGGUAAAGACACAGCUGCAGUGGUGGAAGAAAUCAAGAUUUUUAGACAUCGGUCUACCCUUUCCACAGACAAAUUGGAUCGUCAUUACCAUGUACGUAUAGAUAACAGGCUGGGGGGCACAUCUAAAUUUCAGCAGAGGAUAUGGUCUAUGGAAGAAGCUGCCCAGUCCUCAAAUUUCAGAGAGAUGAAAUCUGUUUGGAAUGCCCUUGUAGCUUUCAAACCACUUCUAAGGGAAACGUCUGUGAGGAUUGAGUUAGACAAUGUCUCCACUGUUGCAUACCUACAGACAAGGCAGUACGAAGGUGUUUAAUCUCCAGUCUCUUUGUUCAGAAAAUCAUGGUCUCAGGAAUAUCUAGAAUCAAUCUCAGCAACGUACAUCAAGGGAUCCGACAAUAAAACUGCGGACAAUCUAAGCCAACAGCGUUUAAUACAGUCGGACUGGUCUCUUCACCCUCUCGUCUUUGCGAAGCUGGUCAAGCACUUUGUUCUACCAGAUAUCGAUCUAAUGGCCACAAGAAGAAAUACGAAGGUUAAAAACUUGCUUCCAUUCGGAGAGCUAAUCCUCACAUCCUGGACGGGUUUUCAAUGCCAUGGAGGUUCAGCAUGGAGUAUCUUUUUCCCCCAGUAGCUUUAAGUGGGGACCAGGAUCUUGGCGAUUUAUUACAAAUUUUUUUUAUUUUUAAAAAAAAAUCAAACAGGAGCUGGUUCUCAGAGAUCAAUCAGAUGGCAUUAGAUCAUUGGGAACUCCCUUGUUUUGAGCAACCUUCUGGAAAAAAAACAAAUCUUCUGGUGGAGACCAUAAAGAUGUUCCGACUGACGGCAUGGUUGCUGCAAGGAUGAUCCUUAAAGCCCAGGGCGUGUCUGACAGUAUUAGUAAUAUUCUGCUGUCUAUCUGUGUUCGUUCGUUUUUGUUUAUUACAAGGAGGGAGCUACUGGCGUGCAGCUCCCUCCUUGUAAUAUGUAAAAAUAGAAGCGUCGGGGAGCUGUGCUCCCUGGUCAUCCCUCACUAUAUGGGGGUCCGUAUGGCAUAAAAGAGAUUGAAAUUUCCCGAAUGCCCCUACCCCCUAGCCUGUGGCUGUUUACUGAUGUAAAAAUCUAUAAAUAGUGAGCCUUACAGGUAAUCAGGUAAUGCUCACUAUUUACCUAUCAGAGCACUCUGAUUGGAUGGCUUAAACCAACCAGAGCGCUUGGAGUCAAAUUGCAGGGGGUGGGAAGGCUUUUUAAGACUUUUCCCGCCCUGCAGAGCUCAAUCUGCGUGGUGCCCUCACUGGGUGUCGAUGGAUUAUUUUUUUUGUGUGUUGGGAUUUAUUUUUCUUUCAGCAAAUUUAUAUAUUUUUUGGGCCUGGAAAAAAAGACUUCAAAUGGUAAGCAUUUAUUUACAGGUAUUUAGUUUUUGUCUUUCCCUCCGCCAACCUCACUAUAUUUAGGGUGAGGGGGGUAGUUAGGGCUUAAUUUUUAUUUUAUUUUUUUUGGGUGGGAGGUGACUAGGGCUUGGGGACCUCUAGUUACCUGGGGGGGAGGACAAUAGGUGAUUUUUGCCUUCCCCUCCAUUGUCUUUUAGGGUCCUGACCCGCCGCUCAUGGGCCAAGGGCUCCCCCGUUUAGUUGAACAGCCCCUGCUCGGGGGGAGGGGGGGGGGAAUAUGUCCCCUCUGCUAGUUAAUAGAUGCCCUACAAUGGGGCCAUUUAUUGGGAGGGGGGAGGUGCUUUAUUUAUUUUUUACAACGUGAGCAGCCCCAAAAAAGGCCAAAUAAAAAUCAAUAAAAAAGAACGCAAGAAGGAAAAAUAAAUCCUAAAGCUAAAAAAUUAUCUAUCUACACCCAGCGAGGGCACCACGCAGUCUGAGCUCCACAGGGCGAGGAAAGGCUUAUAAAGCCUUCCCACCCCCUGCAAUUUGACUCGGAGCGCUCUGGUUGGUUUAAGCCAUCCAAUCAAAGUGCUCUGAUAGGUAAAUAGUGAGCAUUGCCUGAUUGAUUACCUGCAAGGCUCACUAUUUAUUUAUAGAUUUUUUUUUUUAUUUUUUUUUUAAUUUUACAUCAGUAAACAGCCACAGGCUGCUCACUGUUUAGUAUACAUGCCCCUAUUGUAUAGCGAGUAGGGGCAGAUUAUUUACUAAUACUAAGUAAUCUUUACUUCGUAUUAGUAAAGUUGGCUGAAAGACCGAUUUUAGGUCUUCCAGCCUUUUGGUAGAUAGCUCCCUAAUUCCCACAGUAUUAGGGAGCUAUCUACUAAGCAGCUGCAAGAUUCAGCUACAGCACUAAUCAGAAUUCCAUUCAUUCUAAUAUAAUUUUGAACUGAACUAAAAGUACUGAAUGUUGUCUUAACAUGAAUGAACAAACUGUUCUCAUUCUGUUAGGUCGGUAGUUUCGCGAGAUCACGUAGGAAAGGGUGAGUAUUGCGGGAAAACUUCGGACCCAUAGGAAGUGGGUCAGAGCGGUCCCUACUUUGUCUUAUGUUUUAAAGAAAACUAGAUAGGAAGAAAUAAAGAACAGAUCCCGAGAGGAGAGAAAAGGAAUUGUUUGGGGAAAGGUAAGUUCCGCAUGGCAGUGCCGCUUUAAUAUAUUUGUUUUAAAGUAUCAUCAAGUCAAGUGAUGCAUGUCCCUUUAAUUGGGUUUUAACUUCACAUUCUGUAGCUGCUCUGUUCAUACUGUUUAGGUUUCUUUGUUUUUAGGAAUAAAUUGGAGUGUCAUUAUAUUGAAAGUGUGUAAUUCAUUCUGCAUGGCAAGGAGCAAACUUUGGAUUAGGCUUUAUUGCAGCUCCCACUUUCUCAGUUAAAGGGGUCGGAGCUGUUGGCUGGACACUGUGAGGUUUGAAGUUUGUGGCCGUACAGAGCUCCGUAAAAUGAAGUUGUGCAAAGUAUUGUUUGUUUUUUUUUUUCGGCAGAUCAUCUCAGAGACCCGUGCAUUUUGGCCCAGCCGAUGGUGGGGAAGAGAACAAUUUCCACCUGGAGUCUGGAGUCCUGGUAUGAAUCUAUCUAUAUAUCUGUCUAUGUAUAAUAUGUCUGUCUAUCCACACAUACCAAUUUUCACUGUAACUGUUUGUACCAGAAAGAAGUGCGAGAAACCUGCAAUGGCCGGUUUGCCUUCCUGCGCUCUGUUCAUGGCGAUGCUCUCAGAAAUUCAAUAUUGUGAGUGUUAAUUCUCUCUAUUGUCUCUUGCUUUUGUCUUUAUCCCUUUCAUUGAUCUAACCAUCAUGUCUGCCCUCAGAGACCGAGAACAUGCACUUGACGAGGCACAUGAGGUGUGGAAGAGUGAAUCACAGGUGAGUGCAGUCAGGGCUGACAUCAGAAAUGUUUUGAGUCCCAGCAGUUAGUGUCCCAUUAAAGAUGCAGGUUUGGUGUAUAGAUCAUGGCCCCUGCAGCGUCACCACUCAGUCCUGACAUUUAGUAGUUUAAAUCACUUUUUUCGGCAGCCCUAGUCACACCUCUCUCCUGGCUAUGAUUCACACAGCUUUCUUACAUACUUCCUGAAAGUCUAUAUUUUAGCUUUCCUAAUUGCACAGUGUUUAAGUGUGUCUUAUCUAACGCUCUGUUAAUCGCAUGCUAGCACCUGCAACAUCACCCUAUGUGUAAUUAACGUUCAAUUAACACAGUAGGAGUUAAUAACUUCUAAAGUUAACACACUGUGUUGUAAGAUCUGAUUGAAAAAUCAAACCUUUUUUAGUAUGCAAGCGGUGUCAGUCACAGCCAGGGGAGGUGUGCAUCUAUACGCUAAAACUUUGGUGAAGGAAACAAAUUUCUUAUAGUUUUUCUUAUUCAAAAGGUAUUUAUUGUAAAUUUACAGAAAGUAUGGUGCACACGUGCCCCCAAUCAUGUCCUGGCAGCUCUAAAACACUAUGCUGUAGAAACCACUAAUGAUCUCCGGAAACUCCAGAAAUCGUCUGCACGUCCUACACUUGUCGUUCAUGUUUCCAUCCCAAAUAAUGAGGACGAUGACGACGACGAUGAGGUUAACGAUGAUGAUGUUCAGGCGGUAAAAGAUUUUUUGAAAGGAUGUCAACAGACCAGGUGGAUUCAUAUUAUCUUAUUGUUUGUUUUUUGAUGCCUGCCAAUGGCCCCACUCAAAAAAAAUAAUAAUAAUAAAAUGUAGUUGUAUUAGUAUUUGAAUAUGUAAGCAAUCUUAUGGUAAAUAGUUCAUAAAUUUUAUAUGGCCCCUGGCAAUUGCACCUAUCGGCAGCUAACUUCGGCUGUAUAAUACGGAAAAGGGUCUAAUCCAUCUCUUCUAUUCUCUCUCUCCCUAUUACCUCUCUUGCACAGACAAGAAAACCUACCUUCCUUCCAACGACUAUUACAAGUAAGCCUUAGGAGUUUUGUUUAUUUACAUCGUUUUAUAAUAAAUCCAUGUUUUUAGAGGUCACUCCCUUCCCCAGCAUGCUAACAUUGUGUUGUCGCACCUUUUUUUUCUUUUAGACUUUUUUUAUAAUUUUGCUGAAACUCCCAAAAUAGUUUAUACGUAGACCUCAUCUUUUUGACAGCCAUCUUACUGUUCUUGAUGUGUUUGUUCUGUGCCCACAGGAAGGAUGGGAAGACUGUGCUAGGGUCACGUCGGACUUGCACCUCGUUCAACAUCGUAUUGAGAAUCUGUCUGAGAGCUUGUCAUCUGUGAUACAAGAGAUACACAAACACCUGUCUGAAGGCGGUGAAAUCACUGCUCUUACCAGGUACACAGGAGAAGCGUCCUCUGGCACCCUAUUUAAAUAUAUAACCCAUAAGAUGGGGAAAGAUAGAAGGGAAUUUUCAGGUUUUUUUCCCUCCAGAUUAGAUGCGGUGCACUACAACAGGGAUUUCCUCUGUGGAUCAGAAAGGCAGACAUGCAACACAUUUUUAAUCCUGUAGACUCCUCCUCCUCCUAUAGGUAUAAAACCACCUGGAACCCCAAAACCCCAGUUCUCUGCGUGCCUUCGGCAGGGUAGGAUGCACUUUACUUGGACAUGGUGAGUUGGUAGAUUCCAGGUAAGGCUCUGUCCUUAGGUGUCCUCUGGGCAAAUUCUGUCCCUUCUUUUUUUUUUUUUUUGUGUGGUGGAACGCAAGCUUGGGUGCCAGCGUUCCACAGGGUUUUAUACCGCCGAGUGUGGUGCCAGAAAUGGCGAAGGUGUGCAUGCUGGAAAGCAUCGCAUAGGUUUCGUUCCAUCUAGAGAUCACAGAGCGCUCUGCGCACGUGCGAAGCAAUCUCUUAUAAAUCAAGCACGAAAAUUUUAAAAACUUGCAUUCUAGGACCUGAGAACUACAUUACCCAGCAGCAACUCCCUGCUUGCCAGGUGCUCGCAUUCCUGUUACAAUGUGCUCUCACCUGCCCUCAGCACAUUCAAGGCCAUUAAGGUAAAACUGCUUUUCUCCUUAAUGUUUCUUGCCUGAUUCAAUUUCUAUUUUAUUAUAGAUUAUAAUAAAUUAAAAAAAAAAAUGUUUUUCUUUUCUCUUCCACUAUGUCUAACUUAGAGCAGACAGAUAAACCUGGAGAAAAAUUUGAUGUGUGCAACUUGUUCACAGCCUUUCACAGACGGCUACAAAAAGAAAACAUGUGGUAAUUGCUAUAUAGAUGCUUCAGAGGAAGCUAAAAAGACGGAGGUUUUGUCUCUCGUGUCAUGGUUCCAGAAUAGCCUGCAGCAAACUUUGGUGCCGUUAAAAGAAGCUGCUCUGUUAUCAGCCCAGUCUGCCAUUCAGUCCAACCAUAAGAAAAGAGCCAAACCAGGUUUUCCUCCAUCUAAAAGGAAGAAGUCGGGUUGGGAAAUUCCGGAAAUGAGCUCUGAAUCAUCUUCUGAUGAGUAGAGUAAUCUUCCAAAGAUUCCAGUGCUUCCUCUGGCUAGGAAUACUGCUUUCAGGAACAGUAUCUAUCUGCAUAAACUUCAAGGAAGUCUAUAUCCUCAUGGAUUUGGAGACUUCUCCUUAAGGUUUGCAGGAAAAGAGAAAGCUUAAGUAUUUUCCUAUUCACCCUUCUGUACAGCAGUUGAUGCUUAGAAACUGGAGACUGGCCAAGAAAGCUUUUAGUAUCCAAGCAUUUAAACAUACCUGAUAAGCAACCAGAGACCAUUCCUAAAGUGGAUAUACCAAUAGGUUAACAAAUUUAAACCUAUUUAGUUUAGAAAAACGUCGCCUGAGAGGGGAUAUGAUAACAUUAUACAAAUAUAUUCGGGGCCAAUACAAACCAUUGUGUGGAAAUCUAUUCACAAACCGGACUUUACAUGGGACACGAGGCCAUGCGUUUAGACUGGAAGAAAGAAGAUUUCGUCUAAGGCAAAGGAAAGGUUUUUUUACUGUAAGAACAAUCAGGAUGUGGAAUUCUCUGCCUGAGGAAGUGGUUUUAUCAGAGUCCAUACAGAUGUUCAAACGGCUACUAGAUGCAUACUUGCAAGAACAGAAUAUUCAAGGAUAUAAUCUUUCAAUGUAGGGUAAUAACUGCUUGAUCCAAGGAUAAAUCUGACUGCCAUUCUGGGGUCAAGAAGGAAUUUUUUUCCUAGCUUGUUGCAAAAUUGUGCUUCAAACUGGGUUUUUUUGCCUUCUUUUGGAUCAACAGCAAAAAACAAAUGUGAGGAAGGCUGAACUUGAUGGACGCAAGUCUCUUUUCAGCUAUGUAACUAUGUAACUAUGUAAUAGCAUAGCUGCCUAUUGGGGAUUCCAGUGGGUUCCAGGAUUCGAUAGACAAACGAGCAGAAUCUAACUUAAAGAAGCUUUAUUCCACUGCAGUAGCCCAGAGUAAGGCUCUCAUUUCAGGUUGUUCAAGUAGCCAAAGCUCAAAGAUGUUGGCUGGAUACUUUGGAGAACGUUUAUAUGGGUGAAUCCAGAGAUCCUGUUUUUUGGGGUUUUUUUUUUUACUUUUGAGGUACGUGAAGAUGGCUGGGAAAUUUUUGGCUGACUCUUCAUCAGAAGCAGGGACAUUUUAAGCACAAAUGAUGGGGCUCUCUAAUGUCACCAGGUGUGCAGGAUGGCUCAGAAGUUGGUCAGCUGACAAUGCUUCUAAAAAUUCAUUGUGUGAUUUCCCCUAUGAACAAGGUACAUUCUUCAACAAAAACAGAUGUUCUUACAAAGGUUCCUUUCAUAGGUUCUCCUAUAAGAAGAAUCAAAGGCCAUUUUCCUUUCAGGAUAAGGGAAAGAGGAUCUUUCUAGGGAAAAAAAAAAGAUUAUGACUCCAUUCCAGUAGAUGGCAGACUUCUGUUAUUCAAAGCAGUAUGGCAGCAGACAGUUGGGUCUGGUCAGGGGUUUAAAGAGGUUACAGUAUACAACUUCUCAAAUUUCCUCCUUUGUUCAACAAUACAUUCCCCAGAUAUUGCUUCCGUUCUUCUCCAAGAGGUCUUAUGGCAGAAAAAAUGUGAUAGAAAUUUUACCAAAAGGAGAAGAAUUCAAAGGUCCUUAUUCAAGAAUAUUUUUGAUAAAUAGCCAGAUGGUACUUUUUAUCCAAUUCUAGAUUUAAAUUUCAUAAACCGGUUCAUGCUACAUAAAAUAUUUCGCAUGGAAAACCUCUUCUCUGCAUCACAUAAUUCGACCGGGUUCAUGGCUAUGUUCCAUCUAUAUGCAAGAUGCCUAUCUGCACAUACCCAUAGCAGCAAACGGCAGAAGGUUUUUAAGAUUUGCCAUACAAGAUCAGGAUCAGCUUCUGCAUUUCCAUUUCAGGGCCUUGACUUUAGCCUUCAGCUCCAAGACUCUUUUCCAAGUUACUCGUGGUUAUAACAUCAGAAUUGCGGAAAAAAGGUCUUCACAUCAUACCGUACCUGGAUGACUGGUUACUCCUAGUGUCUUCAGAGCUACAACUCUUAAAAGACAUCAGGAAGGCUACCAUCACCUUCCAAAAACAUGGUUGGAUUAUAAACAAGGACCAGUCCGCAUUAACCCCAUCUCGUUCUAUCCUUUUUCUGGGUCUCAUUUUAGACUCUAUUCAAAUGAAGAAUUUCCUUCCAGAGGAGACAAUAAACAAAAUAAAGGUCACUAUUAUCAGCUCACUGUUGUAGUGCACUGCCUCUAAUCUGGAGGGAAAAGUUUGAAUUUUUCUUACUGUAAAUGUCUUUUUUCUUAAGAUUCGAGGCAGUGCACAUACUUCUCACCCUAUUUAUUAAAGGUAUUUUUUUCAGUUAUUUUGGCUUUUGUAUUUUCUGGGGUUUUGGGGGUUUCAGGUGGUUUUUAUACGUAUAGGAGGAGUCUACAGGAUUCAAAGUUGGUUGGUUGCCUGCCUGCUUUUCCGAUCCAGAUUAGAGGAAAUCCCUGUUUUAGUACACUGCUUCUAAUCAUACGGAAAAAUACAUUUAUGGUAAGUAAAAUUAGAACUUUGUUAGACUUUCUACUACUAAUGCUGCUAACAAGAAAUGCCUUAAAAUUGUGUUCUUUGUGAUUGUGGGUCGUGCUUUGUGUCUAAUAUUUAAGAAGUUUGUGUGUGUUUUUUUUUGUUUUUUGUUUUUUUUUAACCUAUUCUCUUUUCGAAUUUCCAAAGAACUGCAUUUGACACAGAGCUCCGGGCUGUCCUUCUUCGUGGCUACCGAGAUGGCCUUUUGGGUGAAUGUAGGGAGCUUCAGGAAACAGUCAUAGAGAAGAAGAAUGAAGCAAAUGUCGUACAGAACAAGAAGAGGGAAGUGGAGGAGCAAAGCCAGCUGCUGGUCCGUAAACUAUUGCAAUUGGCUAACUGAGCACAAUGUACUCAUGAUAUCUGCCGAUGAAAGUAGCCUGUUUUUCUUUGUGUCUGCAGGAAAAGAAGCAAGCGUAUCUCCAGUCUCUGAUUAAAGAAAACUCUAAUGCUAGAGCCCACAUAAAGCGUAUGCAUCAGGAGGUAAGAAAACUGUGAGCAUGAGGGCUCCUAAAACCUGGUUCAUAGAAGCCAAGCCAGUUUAAGUAAUGUGUUUAGAAUUCUAGAAACCAUUUGAUGUUUAGUAAAUUAAGCAGAAAUGGCAGAUUAGAUGGAUUUGCUGCAAACACUGCAUUGUAUUUGUGGAGAUUUAGCUAUGUUAUUGUGUUACCAAAGUGAAUCACCCUUUGUUCAUUUAUUUUAUUUCUUUUUCCUUACUGACUUGACUUUAUGAUGGAAAUCUUAGUUUCCCACGUUGACCGAAGUGAUUUAUGUGGCAGUGAAUAUUGUAGCUCUCUGUACUGACCAGCAGAGGGCACUGACAAACUGAAAUCAGGCUAUGUACCUGUUGGAAUGCAGUCCCUGUCCACUGCAAUGAUCAUCCACUGACACCAAACCAGUAAUUGAUUUGAUCUAUACCUUUAACUCAGACUAGAUUAGUUAUUGUGGAGGCUUCAUGUUUUAUGCUUUCUUAACCUCUAACAUAGUGUCAUUUUAUAAUAAUGUCUGUUUUCUUGCUCCAUAAGGUGCGUCUCUUUAUCCAGAACAAGUUGUGUCCCUUCCCUCAGCAGCUUGUCCAUGAAACGGAGCGGCUGCGCGAUUACAUAAGCAAAGAGCUGAAACACUUCUCUGCGAUCUUCCUGCCGUCUUUCCAGAGGGUGUCAGUUGAGGGGUAAUGUCCUUGCAGCCUAAUAAUUAGACAGGGUUCUUAUUACCCUGGGGCAAAAUGUAUUUAAAAAAUAAAUAACAUGAGUGUGGAAUUGGUGUAAAUCACUCUCUAAGGAUUUGUUGUAAAAAUUCCCUCCCUCCCUCCCUUUUUUUUAAAUUUUUUUAUUUUUUUAUUUUUUUUUUUAAAUAAGGUACAUUUUUCACUUUUAUAAUCUGAACUUUCAUCAGGCCCUGCUUAUAAAACUGAAGCUUAUUUUGUUUUGUUUUCUUUUUUAUUCACUCAUUAAAAAAAAAAGUUGUUUAAUUUUUUACAGCAAAUCCUUACAGUGCCUUCUCUACAUAAAUUCUGCAUUAUUACUGUCUAGCAGCAUGCACAACAUUUUUGCUUCAGGAGUGCGUGUGUGUAUAAUAUUUAAAUUUCGUGGUGUCCCUGCAGGGAAGAGGGUUUGGGGUUUUUAGAGCACUGGACAGAUUUUGCGCUUGGGUACAAUUUUUGCGCUUGUGAGGGGCAAGCGCAGAACAGAGGAGCUAUGUAAUAUUGAUAAAAAUUCAAAAAAAGUACAAAUGACUCAUGAUAUUAAAUGUAUGCUUACUAAUGCAAGGAGCCUAUAUAACAAAAUGGGGGAACUAGAGGCAAUAGCAUACACUAAACAAUAUGAUAUAAUAGGCAUAACAGAAACAUGGUGGGAUGAGACACAUGACUGGGCAGUUAACUUAAAUGGGUACACGUUAUUUAGGAAGGAUAGGAAAAACAAGAAGGGUGGUGGGGUAUGUUUAUAUGUCAACCAUGAGUUAAAGCAAAAUCUUAGGCACGUGGAGUAUGACGAGGAAAAUGUGGAAGCUUUAUGGGUAAAAAUCUGCUUGGGGCAAACAAAGGGAAAUCAAUUAUUGGUUGGGAUAUGUUAUAAACCACCUAAUGUAAAUAUUAAUGUGGAAGAACAGCUGUUAGAGCAAAUUGGAAAUGCUGCAAAUCGGCGUAACACAUUAAUUAUUGGAGAUUUUAAUUACCCGGACAUAAAUUGGGAUAGAGGAACUAGUAUUUCAGCAAAGGGACUCAGGUUUUUGAAUGUGUUAAAUUACACCUUCAUAUCACAACUGGUACAAGCACCAACUAGAAAGGAUGCUUGUCUGGAUCUCAUCAUAACAAACAAUGUUGAUCUUUUGACCAACAUUCAAGUAGGGGGGAGCAUUUGGGAAAUAGUGAUCACAAUGUGGUAAUUUUUGAAAUAAACUCAAAAAAGCAAAAGCCUGUGGGGUAUACGAAAAUGUCUAAUUCUUAAAAAGCCAAUUUCAAUAAGAUUCGGACAGCUCUGCAACAGAUCGUCUGGCAUAAACUCCUUAUUGAAAAAAACACUGAGGAUAAAUGGAAAAUCUUCCAACAAAUAUUAGAAAGGAACAUUUCUCAGUAUCUACCACUGGGUAAUAAAUAUAAAAGCUUAGUAGAGAAGUAAAACAAGAGAAUAAGAAAAGGGCAUUUAAAUCAGAUAAAUCAGAGGCAUCCUAUGAUAAAUGGAAGCCAAUAAUACUUGCAAAAAGGCAAUUAAAGUGGCUAAACUAGAAAAUGCGAAAUUGAUUGCAAAAGAAUGCAAAAGCUAUGAGCCAGGAGGCUGUUCGUUUGUUAAUUCACUUUUAUGGCUUUUUCGAAAUUGACCGACCGCACACACUGAACUCAUGGAACUAUUUUGGGCAGGAGCCUCGUGUGCGGUCGGUGACUUAAGACUUCCACGCUUUUUGAGAACCCCUGAACCGUUCUGGGUGAAAUUUGAAUAUGUUGGUCUCUCAGAUCGGGGCUAUCAGGGGACAUGUCAUUUGUGGGGAUACCUUGUGUGUAAAGGGGUGUUCCAAGUUUUGGGGAAAUUGUGUGUCCUUUGCCUGGAGUUAUUCCUUAUCUCAUUAUCUCCCAGGCAGAGGAAGGGAGGGUUUUACUGUAAAUCUGUAUUAUGAUUGGUUGUCACUUUUUACUGUAGGAGGAUUUCAAUAAAAGCCAGUGUGGCACCAAUAAAACAUUAUUCCUGUUGUACCUUCAUGAAGUCUAGGCUCAUGCUUGGGUAACCUUUUAUUUGCUGGGGAGAUUUAUCUUGGAAAUUGCAUUAAUCUUUACUGUUCCUCUACACCCUAGCUGCAGCUAUAAUCACUUAUGCUCAGCAAUUGGAAAGGGAAUAGGCGAACUCCGUACCAUAACCACUGAUGUUCGUAACAUACAUCAAUUCUAGAAAAACUAAAAAUUAAAGUGUGGAAACUCUGGAAACAGAGAUGGGUCUGUUCAUUAAUGAAGACCAGGAAAAGGCAGAAAAAAAAAAAAAUGUUUCUUCAGUAUCUAUUGAGGAUCCUAUGGUAAGAGAUAUGCAAAUGAUAGCUGUAAAAAACAUGCAGAUAACUUGUGAUUGGAUAACUCGAGACAAGGUGCUACACCAGUUAAAGAAAAUUAAUGUAAAUAAUGCUCCGGGGUCUGACGGUAUUCACCCACGAGUACUUAAGGAGCUAAGUGGGGAAAUAAGUGAACCUCCUGUAUUUAAUCUUUCAAGAUUCUUUUGUUUCAGGUAUUGUACCGGAGGAUUGGAGGAAGGCAGAUGUUGUUCCUAUAUUUUAACCCCUUAAGGACACAACUUCAGAAAUAAAAGGGAAUCAUGACGGAAUAUUUCCGUUGUGUGUCCUUAAGGGGUUAAAAGGAUUCAAAAUCCUUGCCUGGAAAUUAUAGAUCUGUGAGCUUAACUUCUGUUACUGGGAAAAUAUUUGAAGGGAUAUUCAGAAAUUCAUUGGGAAGAACUUUAUUAGCAAUAAUCAGCAUGGUUUUACGAAACAUAGGUCAUGUCAAACUAACCUAAUUGCAUUCUACGAAGAAGUAAAUAGAAGUAUAGAUCAGGUUGUUGCAAUAGAUGUGAUCUACUUGGAUUUUGCCAAGGCAUUUUAUACGGUUCCUCACAAUAGGUUAAUUUUCAAACUAAAAGAAAUUGGUCUAGAUGAAUAUUCUUCUUCUUGGGUAGAACAUUGGCUUAACGAUAGAGAACGAGUUGUCAUUAAUGAUAAAUUUUCAAGCUGGACAAAAGUGGUAAGUGGUGUCCCUCGGUUUUGUUUUGGGACGGCUUCUAUUUAACAUGUUUAUAAAUGAUCUUGAAAUAGGCAUUAAAAAGCCAUGUUUCAGUGUUUGCAGAUGACACAAAACAUAAUAAAAUGUGAGCAGGAUAUUGCUUUGCUGCAGAGGGAUUUAUAUAGAUUUGGGGACUGGGCACGAAAAUGCCAGAUGAAAUUUAAUGUAGAGAAAUGCAAAGUUAUGCACUUCGAGGUCAAGAAUGCACAAGCAACUUACAUCCUAAAUGUAGGGGUAACCACACACGAGAAGGAUUUGUGAAUUGUUAUAGACAACAAAUUAGGCAGCAAUAUGCCAUGUCAAUCUGCAGUUGCUAAGGCCAGUAAGAUUUUGUCAUGUAUAAACAGGGGCAUAAAUUCUCGGGAUGAAAAUAUAAUUUUGCCUCUUUAUAAAUCGCUGGUAAAACCACACCUUGAAUAUGCUGUGCAAUUUUAGGCACUUGUUCUAAAGAAGGAUAUCAUGGCACUAGAAAAAGUGCAGAGACAAGUUACAAAAUUGAUAAAAGGAAUGGAGCAUUUUAGUUAAGAAAGGUAAAAAAAAAAUUAAAUCUCUUUAGUUGGGAGGGAAAAGGGCGCCUCAGAGGGGAUAUGAUAAUAUUACAAAUAUAUUCUGGGCCAGUACAAACCAUUAUCUGGAAAUCUAUUCAUAAACCGGGCUAUACAUAGGACACGAGGUCACACAUUUAGGCUGGAAGAAUAGAGAUUUAAUCUAAGGCAAAGAAAAGGGGUUUUUUUUUGUUUGUUUUUUUAAAGGUAAGAGAAAUAAGGAUAUGGAAUUAUCUGCCUGAAGAGGUGGUUUUAUCAGUCCAUACAGAUGUUUAAACAGAAACUGGAUAAAUACUUCCAAAAACAUAACAUACAGGGAUAUAAUUAGUGGGGUAGUAGCUGCUUCAUCCAAGGAGACUGCUAUUUUGGGGUCUAGAAGGAAUUUUUUCCUAGUUUGUUGCAAAAUUGGAAGUGCUACAGACUUUUUUUAUUUUUUUUUGCCUUCUUUGGGAUCAACAGCAAAAACAUGUGAGGAAGUGAACUUGAUGUUCACAAGCCUCUUUUUAGCUAUGUAACUAUGGUGUCUUGUAAGUUGUUUGCAGUACUUUCAUGCUGUGUGGACUUGUAGAUCAGCCUGUGGUUGGAAGUUCCCUGUUGUGUUUAUAAAACCAGAUGUGCAGGAUUGGGGGAUAUUGUAGAGCCCCGAGCUGCCUGAUGAUACCAGCCUCUAAAUGCCAACUCCUUGUAUGGAAGGGUCUUUUCCAGUAAACUCCCAACUCGAUUAUCUGAAGUGGUCUUUAAUGUUCCUAUAUCAGAAAUAAUUGUCUGGCUCAUUGAACAGCUGCAAACCCUAAAUAAGCAGGUCGUUCCAUACUGCAUGAAAUUUGAGGUGAUUAUAUAAUGAAAAGUGAACAAUUCAUAUUCUGUGGCAUUUUUAUUAACACACAUUGUUUUGCUUUUUGUCUUCAGUGGAAACCAGGUUCCAUUGCACGAACUCUCCAUUAACCGUCUGUCCAAUAUGCGGGGUCCUUAUUAUGGCGUCUACAAGGGACUCUACAACAGCAUGGGGCUUUCUCUUUACAGAGUGAGUUGCCGACCACAGGUGUUCUGUGGCUCGUUUGUGAUGGUGAACCUACAUUGUUGUCUUCUGGAGGUGGCCCUCUUUUAAUUCUUGCUUCCUCUUUCAAGGCCCCAGAGUGUCUUCUAAAUGUUGUAGCUGAUCUAAAGAAGAAUCUCUUUUUUAUGCACACUCAACUAGCCACCCGCAACAAAGCCAUUCAAAACUUGCAGCAACUUUCAAAUGACCGACAGAAUUCUGACUCUGAGGGUAAGCAAAUCGGAAAUACCAUUUUUGUGUGUGUCCUGGCUGGUAGCAGUGUUCAAAAUUAAGCCCUUGUUUCCAUGAUUUCAAUCAAGUAUCCCAGAAUUCCCAGCUUGAACUGAGCAGACCGGAAUCGUGUUUCAGACUUCAUACUGCUUCAUUUCUUGUACGAUCUCUUUAAAAUACUCUGAAUGUGCUUAGAAAUUAUUCUAUAAGAAGAUAUGUUGGUCAUAUUCUAAAUUACCAUUUAUGUAAACAAGAAAACAAGCCCUGAAGUUAACAAAAAAUGUUUGAGAAUAGCCUCACUCCUGGCCAUACCCCCAGUCACAUUCUAAAGUAAGAAAUGGCCCUCUUUGGCUAUUCGUCAUUGGAAGCUAUAGAAUGGCACACACAAUACAAUAAUUUCAGUGAAUUUCUGGGGGGAUUUAAAAAACAAAACAAAAAACCCCCCACAAAAUAACUUCCUUUUGUAUAAGGAAACCAUAUUGGUUUGUUGAAAUAACUAUAUAGAUAUAGAGGUGUGUAGAUCAUUUUGUGAAGUGUCUCCAGCUCUAAAAUAAAAUACUUCUAAAGUAAACACACUAUGCUGUAAGAUCUGAUUGAGAAUUAAACCAUGAGAGUCCCAGCCAAGGGAAAUAUCUAGGGCUACCUAAAUGGCAGAUAAUUAAGUAGUGAGACUGCAGGGGCAUGAUUUAUACACCAAAAUUGCUUGAUUAAGGGGACACUCCACAGCACUUUUUUAUUGGGAAUAUAUUUAAAAGUUUGUAAUGGCUGCAGCCUUUGCAAGCCAACCCCUUCUAACUCCACCCAGACUUUCUGUGGCUGUCCAAUCACAGACUUUGCAAUGCAGCUCAAUGAGAAGUCUUUGAAAGGCAGGUGCUCUGGGCAAUUGCUGCCUUUUGAGUUUAUCUCCACUGAGCUAACCAAACCAGGAAGUAACAGGACCUGUUGCCUGACAGCCAGGGGCAGUGGUGUAUCCUGGUUUUGUGCUGCCCUAGGCAGGACAAAACUCAGGCGCCCCCCUCCCCCCGCGCCACCCAACCCUUGCCCCCGCCCCACCUUCUAAAUACACACACACACAGACACAAACACACACACACACACAGUCAGACACACACACAAACACACACACACACACAGUCACACACACAGUCAGUCAGACACACACACAGUCAGACACACACACAGUCAGACACACACACAGUCAGUCAGACACACACACAGUCAGAGUCACACACACAGUCAGACACACACACAGUCAGACACACACACAGUCAGACACACACACACAGUCAGACACACACACAGUCAGACACACAGUCAGACACACACACAGUCAGACACACACACAGUCAGACACACACACAGUCAGACACACACACAGUCAGACACACACACACACACACACAGUCAGACACACACAGUCAGACACACACACAGUCAGACACACACACAGUCAGACACACACACAGUCAGACACACCAGUCAGACACACACACAGUCAGACACACACAGUCCGCACACACACACACACACACAGUCACACACACACACACACACACAGUCAGACACACACACACACACACACACAGUCAGACACACACACACAGUCAGACACACACACAGUCAGACACACAAUACACACACACACACAGUCAGACACACACACACAUUAACUUUUUUUUUAAAAUUUAAAUCCCCCCAACCUCCUUACCUUUGGGAGUGCUGGGGGGGAAGUCUAUCUCUACCUGGUGGUCCAGUGGCUGCCGGUCGGGCUGGAGCGGCUCUGUUGCUGGGCGGAGCGGCUGACGAGGGGAUUUUCCGAGCUGCUGCUAAGGCUGAGAGAGGCUGGGAGCCGGAAGAUGACGCCAUAUUCGCUCCCAGCCUCACUCAGGGCCAGGGAGCUGGGCACUCAGCCUGUGAAGUGCUCCUCACUUCAGCCUCAGUUCAGCCACUGAUGCGACUGUUACCUUGGCAGGGCAUGGCAUUUUUUUUGCCGCCCCCUGAAAAAUGCCGCCCAAGGCAAAUGCCUUGUCAGCCUUGCGGCUAAUACGUCCCUGGCCAGGGGGGUGUAACAAGCUUAAUUUAUAAAAGUGCCAUGUUAUAUUGAAAUCCAUUUUUAACCAUUUAAGGACACGACAUGUGUGACAUGUCAUGAUUCCCUUUUAUUCCAGAAGUUUGGUCCUUAAGGGGUUAAAAUGAAUAAAGAGGAAAUGCUUUUCUCACACACAGCAUUUCAGCAAGCUAAACUGCUUUAGGGGUCCAGAAUGUCUUUUUAAGCUAAAGUUGUUUGGUGCUUAUAGGUUUUAAAGAUUAGAGAUUGAAAAUUCCCCCCUGCCGAGUGAGCUCUCCAGGUUUGGAGUAGUAACCAAUUGAGGUCUGUCACAGUUUGAGAAAAUACAAUAUAGAUAAAAGGUACAUGCAAUAGUCUUCCAACAGAAGCAGUAACCUAGUAAAGGAACUGAUAAUGCUUUGUAUGUGCACCAGUUAGUAAACUCAGUCUGAGGAUUCGUAAUGUGCUACAGGAUGAGCCGCUAGUUCUCUUCCUUCAGCCGAUCAGGAACGAUAGGAACUACAUGGUGCACUCCCACGAAGAGAUGACACUCAGUCCUGGAAGCUCUUAGUCCUUACAAGGACUUUCCCCGCUGCAUCCCCCGCAAGCUGGAACAGCAGACACAGUUAGAUCUCCCUUCCCUCCAGUAACCAGAGGACACACAGUUCUGGAGGUUAAAACACUACUUGGUACACACAACUUUUAUGCACAGACCCCCACAUGGGGUCUCCAAUCAGUUCAACACAAUCCCAGGCAGGAGGGGGUUGGGUUACAGAUGGCAAUCUCCUGCUCUGGGAGAUACUAACAGUACACAGGGACACACAUUAAAACAUAUUCCACACAGGGGGGUAACCUACAUCACUAGAUGGCACCGGGUCCCAUCUGGGAUCCCUGCAAAAAGCAGGGCAAUUUGGAUAUACAGAACCCGAGAAAUCAUCAUCUAAAGUCUAGGGCUCGAGGCUCUGUAUAUUCCCGAAAUUAGUUCCACGAAGUUGCUUGCUUUAGUACGGCAAAUUCAAGCUUUAUGCCUAAACGAAGCAACAACCAAUCAGCUGAAAGGCGCAAAACCAGUUUGAUUGUGCUUGCCCUCUCCCAUUGGUCCACACAGACUUCCAUGUGGUCAUUGGGACUGCGGCCGUGAGGCCAACUUACAGUUCCAGAGAUUCCCUGCAGGGUGCCCAUCUGUGACAAACUCCUCCUUUCCAGUGAGUUUUCCACAAGUUCCUGGAGGAGACUGCUUGCCAGCCUCCUGCCCACAGACUAUGUACCCUGUGAAAAAUAAUGUAAAAGUCUCUGUCCGUGCAAUUGGGAUUAUAUAAUUUGGUUACCGAACAACCACUCGAACCGGAGACCACCCUGGAGCUUGUUAACCCUCAUUAACCACUUGGAAUGGUUCUCACCGCAGUGUUCUAAUUGUUCGUCUGGGUGGCUGCAGUUCCUAUGGACAACCACGAGGUGGCGGCCAUCUUGUUCGCAGGCAGCGGUGUUUGGGGAUGAAUCUUAUGGAACUAAAAUUGGACACACAAACUCCCGAACACCACUGGACUGCCAUCAUCGCCUGUAUACAACUUGGAAGGGCACUGUUCGGUGAAAUCAUUCAUCUGGAUGAGGGGAACAAGCUGCAGGGUAAGACUAUUGACUCUGUUCUGUAGUUUGCUCGUUUUAAAACCAAACUAGACCGACCGCGAGCCCUGAUUCUCUGCAACUGUUUUGGGCAUGGGACCAUGCCUACGGUCUGUCAAAUAAAUGACUUCCAGGAAAGUCCUGAACCGCUGAACUGAUCUGGGUGAUUUUUUUUGGAUAUGUUGGUCACCAUGACCAGGGCUAUCAGAGGAUGUUGGAUUUUAUGUAUUUUUGGGGUGUUUAUAAAACCUUGUGUUUUUUGUGCCUGGAGAUAGAGUCAGAUACUGUAGUAACUCCAUUAUCUCCCAGGCAGAGGCGAGGGAUUGUAUGCUUGAAUAUGGGAGUGUCAUGUUUUUAAACACCUUUGUCAUUGGUCUGUGACUUUGUGCUGCAGUCCCCCACAAGGUCCAGGGGGGAGUGCCUCUUGCAUGGGGACAUGCAUACAAGACCAGUUGUGGCUGCCAUUAAAGCGUUCCAGCUUGCACUCCAAAACGGUGUCAUCCUGUUAUUGGAGGGAUGGAAGAUUUAACCCAUGUGUCUGCUGUUCCAGCUUGCAGGGGAUUCAACGGGGAAAGUCCUUGUAAGGACUAGAGCUCCCAGGACUGUGUGUCGUCCAGGGCCUGGGGGUGUCUAGAGCGAAUUCCCCAUUCGGCUCCAGGAGGGAGCGGUUAGAGGGCCCCAGUCAAGCCACGGCGACUGAGGGCAAGAGUGCUGCAGUUUGUCCCCUGUUCCAGCUAGGAAGCAGUCCUUGGCGGAGAUACCCAGCCAGGGGUACAGGGAGCUCCGUUACAGCUACCCUCUCUCCGGUGGAUAUCCCCACGUAGGUAUCCACCGGAGAGAGCGCUUUCUUGGGCAGCCAUGAGCCUAGCCUCUAAGCUCCCGGGCAGGGGGAAACGGUGAUCAUAGCUCCGUUGGGAGCGGGUAGGACGGUCCCCGAUACGGGGACCUGAGACAGUGUGCGUAUGCCAAUUCAGGAUACAAAUGCUGCCCCUGAUUGGAAUCUGUUUAUACAAACCGGCGGCCACCUAGGGGAAGCACACGCCGCGUUUUCCCUUGCGGUUUUCACCUCUUGUUACAAGGUGUGAGUGUUCUAAAUAGAUAUCCUAAAUGAGGUGUCAGGGUGGUCCCCGUUCAGCAGCUGCACAGAACCAGUUUGUAUGGGUUCUCCCAAACACAUGAAUACAACACAAUUACAUAUAGAUACAUAGGGAAACAGAGUACAAGGGAAAAUCGUGAGUAUAAACAUUGGGAACACAAAAUACAAGGCCAAAACAUAUGAAUAUUCUGUGGGCAUGGUACUUAAUGGUGGUGUCCCGCCACACAUACCACUGGAAAAAUUGGCAGGAAUUAAACUGUGGAGCUUGAGAAUGAUCGUCAACAAAGACUUUUUAUUUAAUUCCUCCCCUAGCUCUACUGAAGAUGCUGGCUGAACACUACGGUCAGCAAACCAAUGAAUUGCUACCCAAACUCCAAUUCCUGAUCUAUCAGUGUCGAGAGAGCCAGGAAUACGGCAAAGACGUUCAAGCUGCAAUCACAGACUGGUGAGUGGGUUUUACAAUCUGUUCUUUCUAUUGAAUGAGGCGGUGCACACUUACUGUACGUAGGUCUCUGGAGGAGGCUGGAGACAAAUAGUGUAAGUUCAUGCAUAGGAAACAGAGUGCAAGUUAAUUUUAUUUGCUGAUUCCCCCAGCCAAUUUGAGCACUGCAGCUUCUCAAAGUUUUUAAUGUGGAAUUGGAGACCUCAAAAGUGUCUUUUAGAAUUUGAAUAGAUUUAUUAAAGUUGAUUAUUUAAUUGUGGAUUUUAAUCUCCAGUAACAGCUGGGGGGUGGGGGUGAAUCUCCAUUCUAGAAUAAAAAUCUGUUUUGUGCUGUUCCCCCGCCCCCUCCCCCUUGCAGUUUCAACUUUGCAUAUUUCUCAGAUGCUCUGAAGUUACUGAUUUUAAGUGAAUCCGUUCCUAAAUAUCACACUUCCACUAUAACUGGGUGCAGAUCCCCUUAUAAAAAUUCAUAUACCAGCUGCAGAAUGUCAUAAUACUAAAUUCUGCAAAAUAAAGGCUUUAGAAAAGGAAAUUGAAAUAUAUAAGCUUUAAGGAUUGGAACGCGAUCUUCUAAACCGUGGUACUGAGGGCAGCAUGCACACAUGGCAGUGGGGAAGGCCUUUCUAUUGGAAUUCUGACUCCUCUUUCUGAUUUUAUUUCCUUUUUGUAAGGUGGGAGCAGCCAGCUCAGCAAUGUCUGCCGUGGGAGCAGAGAGGGGGUCUGACUCUGCAGCAGUGGCGAGAUCGUUGGACCGUGGCAGUAACAGCACUGCAGAGGGCAUCAGGGGGCAGAAGUUGAGUGUUUUAAGCCAGGAUUGUUCCUGGGGCUAUAUAAACCUUGAGUUGUACAUGAAAACAUAUGGGGAGUUCUAAUGCCAUCUACAGGCUUAAACUGCAACAAAUGUAUAUAGAUGCAUGGAGUUUAUUUAAAUCCAGAUUAUAUUUUCUGAUCAUGGUCAUCAUAUUUCUUUGAACCAGAUCUAACCUGCCACAAGCUUGCUUAAACAGAAUGGUCAUUUCCAAUGAAUUGUAGGUCAAGUGAUUUUUAAAGGAUAUUCACAAUUCCUAGUGUUUUAUAAAGUAUUCUAUUUUGUUAAUCCCACAAGUCACUGUGCAUUAGUGAAGUCUGUAUUGUGUGCUCUGUAUAGUCCGGUUUCUUGUCUAACUGGUGAGGUUUGAGGUACUUUCCUCCCCAGCCUUCCUUGGGUUUGAUUAUUUUAACAUUUUGUAACAAAAACAGGACUGUGAUGUUUAAUUAGCUGAUUUUCUGCAUUUCUCCAGGUCUACUUAAAUGACAUGUAGACUCACAUGAACAAGGUUUAUACUAUGUACAAACAUGGUCAUGUCUUCACCGUAUAGAAAUAUGUAUAAAUCCCACAUCAAUAAAACCUUUUUUAAAAAAUUA
Molecule: messenger RNA, 27109 nt
Organism: Pelobates cultripes (western spadefoot toad)
Lineage: Eukaryota; Metazoa; Chordata; Amphibia; Anura; Pelobatidae
Source: the annotation of a GenBank genome assembly